This is a messenger RNA of Vairimorpha ceranae, 438 nucleotides long. Its product is annotated as deoxycytidylate deaminase. The record is from RefSeq and is a predicted model, not a curated record. NCBI's taxonomy places the organism in Eukaryota, Fungi, Microsporidia, Nosematidae. Bases 1 to 438 code for a protein of 145 amino acids. Gene Ontology annotation, biological process: tRNA wobble adenosine to inosine editing. The transcript has a single exon. Gene Ontology annotation, molecular function: tRNA-specific adenosine-34 deaminase activity; zinc ion binding.
AUGCACAAUUUUUUUUUAAAUCAAGCGUAUUUACAAGCAGUUCUAGCUUAUGAAAAUCAUGAAGUCCCUGUUGGUUGUGUAAUAGUAAAAAAUGGUAUAAUUAUCAGUAAGUCACACAACUUAACUAAUAAGCUUCACACUCCCUUAGCCCAUGCAGAGUUAAACGCUUUAUCUAAAGUUAACAAUCUGUAUUCUAAUCUAAUAUUUUAUAUUACAUGUGAGCCAUGUGUAAUGUGUCUAGGAAUAUUAGAAAGAAUUAAUUGUACUGUGUAUUAUGGAUGUAAAAAUAGUAUAUUUGGUGGUACUAGUGUUAUUAAAAACAAUAAAGACUUUUUACAUAACUUAAAUGAUGCAAAAUGUUAUCAGAUACUUCAGAAAUUUUAUAAAAGAGAGAAUUUUAAUUUACCCGAGGAAAUAAGAAAGAAAAAAUAUUCUUAA